This is a messenger RNA of Effrenium voratum, 2466 nucleotides long. The record is from the annotation of a GenBank genome assembly. NCBI's taxonomy places the organism in Eukaryota, Dinophyceae, Suessiales, Symbiodiniaceae.
AUGCCGGUGCCGACGGCGAGCCUCGAGGAGUCACUCCUCCGCUGGCGCGCGGAGCUGCACGCAGACAUGGCGCGACUGGAGGCGCGGCUCAAGGUGCUCGAGAGGCGCCUACCGGACGAACCGGAGCUUUGGUCACCGAAGCCUGUGGCUUUGGAAGGCAACAAUCUGACGAACGAGGCUCUGGAGGAUGCCUUGCAGUUCCAGGUUGCCGUUUUCGACGAGGCCGAGCCCAAAGUCGCACCGGGGAACGCCCCAGAACCUGGGCCCUCUCCAGAGCCGGAAGCCGCGCACGAAGAGGAGGGCCUUGUCUACUUUGGUUCAAGUGCCUGGACGUUCCCAGUGGUCAUCGGCCUAGCACCGGCUGGCUGUUGGGAUGUCACGUUUGCCGUCCUGCUGUUGCUGUUGAAUCUGGGCAUGCAGGCCAUGUUCUCGUACAUCAUCCUGAGCGAGGAUUUCAUGGGCCCCGAUUUCGCCUCGCAGGUGCUGGAUGCGAAACGCUGGCGCACCAGCAUUGCACACGACCACAAGUACCUGGACCUCGCUGGCACCAGCUUGGUCUCCCGGGUCUGUGGCCUGGAUGGAUCUCUGAUCUUGUCCACGAAUCAGGCGAAUUUGGUGGGCGACAUCAACAGCUUCCUGGGCUUGCAGGUGGGCCAGUUCUCCCCGGAUGCUUUCCAGCCAGGGGUGCUGCUUUGCAUGCUUUGCAUUCUGCUCUGGAGCCUGUGUGUCUACAAGGAGCUUCGAAGUGUCGGGCACACCUUGGAGGCGUUGCUUCAGAUCCCGCGCGCCAAGCGCUCGAUCUUCCGGGAAAACAUACUGCAGGGCCUGUCCAAGGGCCGCCUGAAGUUGCUGCUCUUUACCUUGCUGGUGCGUACCUUGAUCGCUUCCGUGCUGCUGGUGAGCGGGAUACAGUGGCUUGCCAAGACCACCUCCAUCACCGAGCUGAUGCUCAACGCGGUGGCGCUCAACGCCAUCCUCGACAUCGACGAGUUCCUGUUUGCUGGCUUCACCCCCGUCUCCAUCCAGCUGGCCGUGGAUAGACUGGAGCCCUGCAAAGUCAAGUACACCUCCAGGCGCAGCCAGGUGGAAUCCGGUUUUCUAUUCGCCCUGCUGGCGGGCACUGUGCUGAUGCCCUACUUCUUCCUGUUGGAACCGCAGGGCGAGCUAAUGCUGGCCACAAAGAUGGAGAUGUGUGGCGGGAACCAAACUUUUGUGGUUGGCCAAAACCAGGACACGCAAAUAAUCGUCGGCUUCAAUACAGAGCUGGGUCAUGAUCCAAGCCAAGCCAGCGCGCUGGAGAAAUCGGUCCAACAGCACAUUUGGGCAAGUGACCACCUUGACGGUUACAUCUCCUUCGCUGCGACCAAAUUUGAUUUCAGCCGGGAUCUUUCCUCGACAAUGCUAGCGGAAGCUGGGCAGUGGGCCGCCAUUUGCCCUGAAAAAGAGGUUUUGACACCGGGAGGAAUCCUGUACCAGGACCCCUGGGUCACUGGGAUGAUCGUAAGCCGCCUGCGCGCUGCCGCGCUCAGCCUGGGCCACACUCAAGGUGCGGAAACCUGUGCAGAGCUGGCUCAUCUCUGCGACAUGCCAAACGCGCGGUUGCUGCGCCUGAUUUGCGGCGUCACGUGCCGCUGCACGGACCCUGCGUCACUGCCUUGGUUCAAGACCACGCAACAAGGUUGCGCCGACUCAUGCACGGCGAUUGCCAAGGCCGAGUUGAGUUCCGCGCCGUGCCAGGACAAUGGCCAAGAUGAGUUUUGGCUGCGCCUGUGGGACAGCUACAUGCCAUCGUUUUCGGCAGUCUACAACUCUAACAUCACCGAGGGCGUUCUGGGCCCGACGCUGAUCAACAUCACCCGGGCGAUGAAAGAAGUGGGUUGCCCGGCCUUGACGAUGCCAGCUUUGGCCAACGAGGUGGCCACCGGGGCGCUUUGGUGCCAGGGCCACCCGCCAAUCUUCCGGCCCCUCGUGCACGAGGCACAUGGCCAGAUGAAGAGCACGCACGAGGAGCACUGUGCAGAGUUGGAGCAACGUCUCUCCCAGGUGCAUGAGGCACAUGGCCAGAUGAAGAGCGUGCACGAGGAGCACCGUGCAGACUUAGAGCAACGGCUCUCGCAGGUGCAUGAUGCGCAUGGCCAGAUGAAGGCCGCCCACGAGGACCUGGGCCUGCGGCUGGCUGGGCUGCACACGGCGCACCAGGAGCAAGUUCUGGCAGGGCAGCAGGCCCUCGGCGCCCUGCAGGAGGCCACCACCAACGAGCUGCAACAGCACAGCUUGCAGCUCAGGAGCCAUUACAGCAAGUGGGAGGCGCACCGAGCCUCUUUGGAGGAGCGUCUUGAGAACAUCGAGGGGGUCAUGAUGGAGUUCUGCGAGAAGCAGAGCAACGAGCUGGAGAUCGCCCAGCGGAGCUUGUCAGAGGUGCAGCUGGAGCAACAGACCUGGCACCGGGAAAAGGACUCGCUGUGA